Molecule: messenger RNA, 519 nt
Organism: Rhizoctonia solani
Lineage: Eukaryota; Fungi; Basidiomycota; Agaricomycetes; Cantharellales; Ceratobasidiaceae
Product: Transposable element Tcb2 transposase
Exons: 3
Coding region: 1-519 (172 amino acids)
Molecular function (GO): nucleic acid binding
Source: RefSeq, a predicted model, not a curated record
AUGCCUCCCAGGGGGCAACAGCACUCUCCUGAGCUUUGGGCCCAAAUUCUGGCACUUUGGGAUCUUGGUCUUACAAUCUACAAGAUAGCUACUCAACUUGACAUUCCUCCCUCCACUGUCCAGGUCUGGUUGCUCAUGCAAACUCAGAUCUUGAAGGAGGAGCUUUGUGGGACCAUGGCUGACCUCUCUAUCCCUGUUUGUUGCACUGUCUCUCAACAUGACAAUGACCCAAAGCAUACAGCCAAGGUUACUCAAGAGUGGCUCAAUACCCAACAGCUCUCAGUACUCCCCUGGCCAGCAAAUAGCCCAUAUAUGAAUAUCAUUGAGAAUGUCUGGGACUACCUUGACCAUUGUGGGCGCAUGAGGCAUCAAUUACCAAUGCAUGCCAAUGAUCUCUGGGCCAUUCUCCAGGAGGAGUGGGAGUGUAUUCCACAGGCAUAUAUUGACAAACUCUAUGAUUCUAUGACAGAAAGAGUGCAGGAGGUCAUUGAUAGGAAGGGUGGUAAUACUUGUUAUUAG